GUUACCUAGCAACCAGUGUUUUGGACAUGGCGGACAAGUUCAACGCGGAAUCCAUUAUAACAGAAACUCAGAAAAGGAUAAGUAAUGCAUUUGACGUGUUUGAUCACGAAUGCAACAAGACUGUUGAUGUCAGAGAAAUAGGCACCAUUAUCCGCUCACUUGGCUGUUUUCCAUCGGAAGCUGAAUUACAUGAUAUCAUUGCUGAGCUAGAAGAUGAAGAGCCCACUGGGUUUGUGCGCUAUGAGAAGUUUCUUCCAACUAUGACUAAGAUCCUGCUUGAGCGCAAGUUCCGUCCUAUUACAGAAGACCUGCUCCUUCAGGCCUUUAAGGUGUUAGAUCAACAGAAAAAUGGCCACUUGGAACCAGAGGAACUGACCAAAUAUUUAACACAAGAAGGAGAGUCCUUCACACAGGAAGAGAUAGAUGAAAUGCUGUCUGCAGCUGUUGAUCCUGAUAAGAAUGCCAUUCUCUACAAGGACUUUGUGAGCAUGAUGACCUUUGAUGACACUCGAUGAUGGCUGACGGCAUGAAUAGAUUGAAUAUAUAAGUAGUUUUAUAGAGUUAGGAUCAAGGUAUCGUAAAGGAAAUCAUCAGUUACCAUAAUAAAUAAUAUACUGUACAUAUCAUUUUGAUUCUUUACCCAUGAUAUACAUCAUUAAUGGUGUUCAUAAUGCCCAAAUACUAAUUUCUUAUUAUAUAAUUUGGCAAGAUUACACAAUAUGAUGAUAUGUUACCCUAUUAAUAAUUAUUCAAACAUGCUUUAAAGUGGAGAAUGUGUGCAAGACUGAGACCGUGUAUUAUAGACUGAUGAAUCAUUCUCCUUAUUAAUGAUCAGGUUUCUAAGGCCAGUUGUGUGUCUGAGAGCUUCAUUAUAAAGUCAGUGUGUGGUGUCUUUCUUUUUUCAGUUUCAUUAGCAGAGUCAGAUACACAGAUUUUGUGAAGGGGUGGCAUAUUCUUGCAGCUCAUUUUUUUCAGAAUUAACCUGUGCUCCGUGAGUGCGUGUGUGUAGGGGAGAUACCGGGAACCGAACUGACCCCCUGUGAACUGACCAGAGAAAAGCAUAUGAUUUAUGACAGACUUUACAGAAAGGAAGUUGCAUGUUGGUGGCAUUUGAAAUUCUAUUCAUUUUAUUACAAUUGAACACUAUAGUUAGAAUUGUUUUUCUGAGUUUACUUUAUCUACAUACCUGACACAACAAUGAAAUGCAUAACUCUCAGAGAAUAGUGUGCAACUAAAUAUAUUUUUCAUGUAAUCUGAGAAACCCAAAAUUGUUCAUUAAGUAUUGUGAAGAAUAUUGUAAAAACUGGAAAAGGUUACAAUAACCAUCUCAGCCUUUCCUGUUUGUAUGUGCUUUUUAUGUAUCAAUAAGUAAAGGUGAGGGUUCAGUGGUCCAAAAAUAGAUUAACAAAUAAUCUGGUAAAUAUUGAUCUUUUAGGUUUAUGACAGUUUUCUUUUGUUUAUGCUAAGGUUAUAUAGGUGUAUCUUUAUCUUAAUUAUGUAAGAUAAAGCAUUACUGUUUCAUUUUACUAAAAACUGAUGGUCGUUUGUUAAUUUCUUACUUGUUUAUUCUUACUGUCUCGAA
This is a messenger RNA of Carassius auratus (goldfish), 1582 nucleotides long. Its product is annotated as dynein regulatory complex protein 8-like. The transcript has 7 exons. Bases 27 to 515 code for a protein of 162 amino acids. Lineage: Eukaryota; Metazoa; Chordata; Actinopteri; Cypriniformes; Cyprinidae. The record is from RefSeq and is a predicted model, not a curated record. Gene Ontology annotation, molecular function: calcium ion binding.